AUGCCUCCUCCACCUCCUCCACCACCUCCUCCUCCACCGGGAUUUGGUGGUCCUCCUCCCCCUCCACCUCCUGGAGGAGCCCCAGGAUCGAUGCCAUCAAGGCCACCUGCGAAGGUCGCUGCCAAUAGAGGCGCACUUUUGUCAGAUAUCACAAAAGGAAGAACACUCAAAAAGGCUGUAACCAACGACAGAUCGGCACCAAUAGUAGGCAAAGUAUCCGGUGGCUCUGGGCAAAUGCCAAUAGGAGGUGCUCCACCAGUACCUGGAAUGGCAAAACCUCCUGGGGGUUUCGGCGCACCACCCGUACCUGGGGGAAACAGAGCUCGAAGUGACAGUGAACAUGGGAACGGCGUGUCUGCAGGAAUGGAACAACCUCCACAGUUAGGAGGAAUUUUCGCAGGUGGCAUGCCCAAGUUAAAGAAACGAGGCGGAGGAGUAGACACUGGCGCAAAUCGAGAUUCAUCAUUCACAUCAGAACCCGAAUUUUCUGCGCCUAAACCACCAGGUAUGGCAGCUCCUAGACCUCCAAUAAAUGCAGCUCCUCCGUUACCAUCAGCCCGGCCUCCUCCUCAGCCCAGUCCUUCGGCACCUACAUUCGCGCCAUCGAUUGCCAAUUUGCGAAAAACUGCUGGGCCAUCAAUUUCUCGACCUGCUUCUUCAACUUCUCUCAAGGGACCACCACCUCCUAUUGGCAAGAAACCUCCUCCACCUCCUGGGACUCGAAAGCCAUCAGCUUUAUCAGCCCCACCACCGCCAUCAUCAUUCGCACCUCCACCUCCUUCUUCGGCCCCUCCACCGCCUGCUGCACCGCCGCCACCACCUUCUCCAGCUCCGCGCCCUCCCAGUAACCCACCUCGAGCACAUGCGCCCCCUCCUCCACCAACGUCUCCACCUUCGGCUAAUGGAGGUGGUCAGAGUCUUGCUAUGCAAGCAGCAAUUCGUGCUGCCGGUCAAGCAUCACCAAUGGGUGCACCCCCUCCACCGCCGCCACCCCCAUCUAGUGGACCACCCUCUAUAUCGUCACACAGAGCGCCAUCUCCGCCUGCACCGCCAGCUGCACCAAUAUCAAGAAGUCAAAGUCAACAACAAGGAAGAACUCACCCAAUGGAUUCUAGCUCAUAUACUCUAUCGUCGAACGGUACCUUACCGAAAACCGCCAGCUCUGAUAGGAGAGUUACAAUCAACGAUUCUAGAUGGAAAUUCACCGACGAAUCAGUAUUUCCCAAACCUCGGGAGUUUAUUGGUGGACCCAAGAAAUAUCGGGCUGGCCGUGGGAGCAGUGUUCCGUUGGAUCUUAGUGCUUUCCAUUGA
Molecule: messenger RNA, 1311 nt
Organism: Sclerotinia sclerotiorum 1980 UF-70
Lineage: Eukaryota; Fungi; Ascomycota; Leotiomycetes; Helotiales; Sclerotiniaceae
Exons: 3
Coding region: 1-1311 (436 amino acids)
Molecular function (GO): actin binding
Source: RefSeq, a predicted model, not a curated record